AUGAGCAUCCUGCUGCCCAACAUGGCAGAGUUCGACACCAUCUCGGAACUGGAGGAGGAGGAAGAAGCGGCGGCAACGUCCUCGUCCUCGCCCUCGUUGUCGUUGGUAUUGGGACCCAACGACGACGAGGAAGAUGAGGAGGACGAGGAAGAAGAAGAGGACGAGGAAGAAGAAGAGGAGGAGGAGGAGGAGACACCACCCCCGCCUCAGGUAGUGAGUGAGGAGCAUCUGCGGAGAUAUGCCCCUGAUCCUGUAUUGGUGCGGGGCACCGGCCACAUCACUGUGUAA
Messenger RNA from Lontra canadensis (Northern American river otter), 288 nucleotides. RefSeq names its product cysteine-rich hydrophobic domain-containing protein 1-like. The record is from RefSeq and is a predicted model, not a curated record. The transcript has a single exon. Bases 1 to 288 code for a protein of 95 amino acids. Lineage: Eukaryota; Metazoa; Chordata; Mammalia; Carnivora; Mustelidae.